Messenger RNA from Antrostomus carolinensis (chuck-will's-widow), 3034 nucleotides. It is a transcript of the gene DCLRE1A, whose product is annotated as DNA cross-link repair 1A. The coding region runs from base 1 to 2931 and encodes 976 amino acids. Gene Ontology annotation, biological process: interstrand cross-link repair; double-strand break repair via nonhomologous end joining. The record is from RefSeq and is a predicted model, not a curated record. Gene Ontology annotation, molecular function: damaged DNA binding; 5'-3' DNA exonuclease activity. The transcript has 10 exons. Lineage: Eukaryota; Metazoa; Chordata; Aves; Caprimulgiformes; Caprimulgidae.
AUGUCUGAAGAUGCGUUAUUGGAAGAGGACAUUUGGGAGUACAAAUCCAUUAGGAAGCAAAAGCAUCAGAGUAAUUCAGAGAGCACCUCAACACCUGUGCGGAAAAUAAGCGAUGGCAAGAGCAGGGCAAAAAGAAAGAGAACUGGAAAUAAAAAAAAAUCCGUAGAAAAACAUGAUACGCUUCAGAAAACCGAGCAGAGAUCAAGGCCAGGGCAGGAUGCAGAUCAAUGUCAAGAUGACAGCAGCGUGCACUCCCAGGACAGCGUGAGUAGCCUGACAGAACAGAGCUCCCCACAUGCAAAGCCUGUCCAUGACGGGCACUGUCCGAGCUGCCAGAUGCCUUUCUCUUUGCUGCUGGUCCAGACACCUCGAUGGCACGUUGCUGAAUGUUUGGAUACUCCAGGAUCCGCUGAAAAAGAGUGUCCUGAUGGUUUGCUGUGCACUUCCACCAUUCCAUCUCACUACAAGCGUUACAGCCAUUUCCUACUUGCAGCAAGCAGGGCAGGAGAUUAUCUUGUAAACUCUUCAGCAAACACUUUGGAGAGGAAGAUGACAUGUUCUACUGCAGCAAAGCCCAGCUGUUCCCCAAGUCAUGUAGAGGAAAUCUCACAGAAUGAGAAACCACCUAAUAAUGGAAAAAAUGUCCCGAAUGAUGACUGUACAUUGAUGGUACGGAGUUCACCACAAUUGAAGUCUCUAAAUAUUAUCAGUGAAAGCGCUUCCUCUUUUGCAGAUGUUCAAAAGCCUCAACAGACAUUUCAGCUUACAAAGACCACGGAUAAUAGUUGUAAAUUCGAAUUUUAUGACUUUGCAUCCUCUCAAGGAAGUGGAACAGGAGAAGAUCUGUGUAAUCAGAAAGAUACAAAUCAGCCAAGUCUACUACAGUCAAAAGCGGACUUCAGUGACUGUGAAAUUUCUUACUCUCCACUGAGCACUUUUGAGGAAACUGAAGAGGAAAAUGAGGAAGAGGAGAGGAAAGUAAAAAUAUCACAAAAUAAAUCACUCAAGGCCUGGAACUUUGAAGUUGAAGAAUCUAAUUCUGCGGUGUCUAAAACAUUUGAUGGACUUCUCUCACAGCAGAAGCCUCAGUCUGAGCCUACCAAAAUGGGAAAUUUCAUAAUUAAAAAAAAACACUGUGAGGAAGUAAAUACAUUGAACCAUCUAGAUAAUCAGCAUUUGCAAGAGGUGCUGGCCAGUGGAUCUUCUUUACCUUUUAAUUGUGAGGAGGUUGAACAGCCAGAAUUUAUUUCCUCUGCUGCUAAGGCAGGUAACACAGAGUCAGAAGACACUGGUGCUUGUGCUUUGGAUUCUGCAUACAUGAGUUUUACUGAGACAUCAUCGCUGCUAGUCAGAGAAGAUGCUAGGUCUUUUCUGACACAGAAAAGUAGUGUUUUGCAGGACUCAAGUACUGUUUUAACUAAUGCAGAUAAAAUGACUACCAAUGCAAUUGAAAAAACAGCUUGCCAGGAGAGUUUGCAAGCAGUAGUGGAGAAAGAAGGAAAUCUUAAUGCAGCAGCUGUGUGCUUUCCCAGCCCCAACUCUAAAACAGUACCAUCUCUUUCUUUAGCAAGUAUGAAUGCCAAAUCCAGUUCUGCCAAAGAACUCAAACAAAUGGACAUUGGUGUUUUCUUUGGGUUAAAACCCAAAGUAAAAGAGGAAAGCAAAGGAGAGACGUGUUUGAGUGAGGGAAAGCAGAUAUCAAGUUCAGUAACUCCCAAUGGAAAGAAGCCCAGACGGCAAAAAAGGAAAGCGGAAGGGUCUGUGGAAGAUGUAGAAGAGGUUGCAGAAAGUUCAAAUACAAAUGGAGCCUUUGCAGAUGUAAGUUCUGGUGGCCAGCAAAGGUGGAGAAAAAAAUAUAAAGAAUUACCUACUACAGGUGAAGGAACAAGAAAAAAACACUGCCCUUUCUACAAGAAAAUACCAGGAACUGGUUUUACAGUUGAUGCCUUCCAGUAUGGAGAAAUUGAAGGCUGCACAGCUUAUUUCCUUACUCAUUUUCACUCUGAUCACUAUUGUGGACUAACAAAAAACUUCAUGUUUCCAAUCUACUGUAAUAAGAUAACUGGCAACCUGGUGAAGAGCAAACUUCGAGUCAAGGAGCAGUACGUCCACGUGCUGCCAAUGGACACAGAAUGUGUAGUGAAUGGGAUCAAAGUGUUGUUGCUCGAUGCCAAUCAUUGUCCAGGUGCAACAAUGAUCCUUUUCUGUCUACCAAGUGGAACUGUUAUUCUGCACACAGGAGAUUUCAGGGCAGAUCCUUCUAUGGAGCGCUACCCUGCUUUGUCUGGUCGACAAGUCCACACCCUUUACCUUGAUACCACAUACUGUAGUCCUGAAUACACUUUUCCUUCUCAACAAGAGGUUAUCCAGUUUGCUGUCAAUACCGCCUUUGAGACAGUGACUUUAAACCCACGUACUCUAGUUGUCUGUGGCACCUACUCCAUUGGAAAAGAAAAAGUUUUUUUAGCAAUUGCUGAAGUUCUGGGCUCAAAAGCAAGUAUGUCCCGUGACAAGUACAAAACACUGCAGUGCUUGGAGUCAGCAGCUGUUAAUUCCCUCAUCAGUGUGGACUGGGAUGGUACUUUGCUUCAUGUUCUUCCCAUGAUGCAAAUUAAUUUUAAGUGCUUGCAAGAUCACUUGAAUAAGUUUUCUGAGAAUUUCGAUCAAGUUCUGGCUUUCAAACCUACUGGGUGGACCUACUCUGAUUCAUGCCUUUCUCUGGUGGAUAUCAAGCCUCAGACAAGAGGAAGGAUCACCAUAUAUGGGAUUCCUUACAGUGAACACAGCAGUUACCUGGAAAUUAAGCGUUUUGUGCAAUGGUUGAAGCCACAGAAAAUCAUCCCCACUGUAAAUGUUGGAGACUGGAGAGCCAGAAGCUUGAUGGAGAAGCAUUUUAGAGACUGGAUGAUUGAGGGCAGUAGGCAUAAAUAAAUAUAAGGAAGAAUGUAUAUUUCAAAAGAGGUGGGCUGCAAUGGGAAUUGGGAGUUGCUGUGAGCUUUAGUUAACUCCUUUUUCCACGGAGCUUUCUUUAGGA